AUGAGCACAGCAGAGAAGGAAAAGGCCCACGAUACUACCUUGGUUGAGGCGGAGCAGCAACACAUCGAAUCGCCGUCUUCACCACCCUCUGAUCUUGUCUCUAAUCGGGAAGAUGAGACCGCGGACAAGGUCACCUUCAAGACCUGGUUGGUCGUUUUCGCGCUCUCCAUGUCUUAUGGCAUUUCCUUCUGGCCCGUACCCAUCAUGGGCACGAUCCAGGCGCAGCUGGCGGUGAUCUUGAAUGACCCGCCUCAAUCGGCGUGGUUGGGAUCCGUGUACAACAUUGCAACGUGCAUCUCCUUCAUGCUCUGUGGUGCAAACAGCGAUCUCUUUGGGCGACGAUGGUUCCUCAUCGGCGGGAACGUCCUGAUGGUCGUGGGCUCUGUUGUCGUGGGCUCCGCGAACACCACAGGUGCAGCCAUCACAGGUAUGGUCAUCAGUGGAUUUGCGGGCGGGAAUUGCCAGAUCUCUGCCUUUGCCAUUCCCGAAUUGUUACCCAACAAAUGGCGCCAUAUCGGGGUUGUCAUCGCCGACGCCUUCGUCUACGUCGACGUUAUCGCGGGUCCGAUCGUUGCUCGGUACGGGCUGGCUGCGGGAUCCCCGGGCUGGCGCUGGCUCUUCUACUCGACCGCCUUCGGGAAUGGGCUGGUGGCAGUGGCCCUCAUCUUGUGGUACUUUCCACCUCGUCAUCCUCGUGGAAUCCCUUUUGGCCAGGCCUUCCGCGAGCUCGACUAUGUCGGAGGCGUCCUGUUCACGGCCGCUGUCUCCCUCAUCCUGGUAGGCGUCGUUUACGCGUCAUACCUCCCCUCCAACGAUGGAAAAGUCAUCGGUCCUCUGGUAUCGGGAUUCGCCACGCUCGUUGCCUUCGCCUGCUGGGAAACGUGGGUGCCCCUGAAGCAACCACUCACACCCCCUCGUCUCUUCAAGCACAACUACGGCCGCUCGUUGUCCGCGCCCAUGGUUGUCACAUUCUCUGUGACCAUUUAUUAUCUCGGCACGAACGUGAUAUGGUCGACGAUCAUCGGGACGAUCUUCACCACCCCGUCAUCGCCCACCUCGCUCGCAGCAAAAUACUCACUGGCACAAGGCAUGGGGGUAUUGGUCGGGGCAAUAUGUCUCAGCACCAUCGGGACAAAGCUGAAGCACUGGAAGUGGAGCCAAUGUUUUUGUGUCACCAUGAUGACCAUGUUCGGUGGCCUGUUGGCGCUGACCACCGAGAACACUCGCGCCAUGUCCAUUGUCUUUUGCUUUUUUUGCGCCACCUUUUACGGCUGGGCCCAAUACUUGUCCAUCACCUAUGUCCAGUUUGGGGCUGAACAAACCGAGCUAGGCAUUGCUGGAGGACUUGCGGGCACAGGUCGAUACGCUGGUACAUCGGUCGCCUCGACUGUUUAUGUGACGAUUCUUUCCAACGCUGUUUCCAGCAAUGGGGUGAAGAAGGUCAUUCCUGCAGUGAUGCGGGCUGGCGCUUCGCGAGCUCUUGCACAACAGGUUCUGGCUGCCUUGCCCUCGGGGCUGGGUGCCGUUGCAGCUGUUCCCGGCACCACCGACAGCAUUGUGGCCGCCGCUGCUCUCGCCUGGAGAGACACGUAUGUCGCUGGGGUUCGGACGGUGGCUCUGGCGUCCAUCGCUUUCGGCGCGCUUGGAGCCAUCACUUGCCUGUUUUUGGAGGACAUCACGCCGAAGAUGAACGAGAAGAUUGAAAUUUAUCUGGAGAACGAUGUGAAUGCGGGGAGGAACGUAUAUCACUGA
This is a messenger RNA of Fonsecaea monophora, 1752 nucleotides long. RefSeq lists its product as hypothetical. Gene Ontology annotation, biological process: transmembrane transport. The transcript has 3 exons. Gene Ontology annotation, molecular function: transmembrane transporter activity. The record is from RefSeq and is a predicted model, not a curated record. The coding region runs from base 1 to 1752 and encodes 583 amino acids. NCBI's taxonomy places the organism in Eukaryota, Fungi, Ascomycota, Eurotiomycetes, Chaetothyriales, Herpotrichiellaceae.